Molecule: messenger RNA, 486 nt
Organism: Trachymyrmex septentrionalis
Lineage: Eukaryota; Metazoa; Arthropoda; Insecta; Hymenoptera; Formicidae
Exons: 1
Coding region: 1-486 (161 amino acids)
Source: RefSeq, a predicted model, not a curated record
AUGUCCUUUCUUCAUACCCACUCAAGCGAGUGCAUAAAGAGCGGACUCGAUCUUUUCUUUCUGACACCUACGCAAACCAGCAUUGAGAGUUCGCAAUGGAUUUAUUACAAACCUAUAACUUCGCUCACGGACGACUCGCCCAUAGAAUUCGUCAUACCUGGAGAAGACUAUCUGGAUCUCACUCACACCAUGUUGAGCCUUCGCAUACGCGUAGAAAGCGAGCGCGGGGAGAGUACAUCGGUCGCAUCCGACAGCGGGGCAAAAGUAGACCCUGUAAAUCAUUUACUGCAUUCCAUGUUCAACCAAAUUGACGUAUAUUUCAAUCAAAAGUUGGUAUCGCCACCAAACAACGCUUACGCGUACCGCGCGUACAUUGUUAUUAAAUUAUGCUUCACUCGCAAAAACUUGCUACUCGCACAUGCCAGAAUGCUGAGUAAAACUACCGCCAAGUAUCCCCUUACGAGAGUGAAGUUAAAACAUUCAUGA